AUGGAAGAUCAAGAUGAUCAAAGAACUCUAACCCACCUGUUCUCAAAAACUCAGCAACAACUCCCUCCUCCACGUAUUCUUAAGCAGAAUGAAAGGAGGGAGAGAAAUCCAAAGCUGCUGCGGGUCAGGAAAGGAUCCUCUGGUCCUCCACCUCCACGUUCUUCUGAACAUAUGCAGAAGGUCUGUGAGUGUUUUGAUGAAGCUAACUCAUAUUCUAUGAAGAAAGCUAAGGAACUUCAAAUAAAAUUAGCACCAGAAAUGCCUAAUUUUGUGAAAUUUAUGCAUCGGUCACAUGUCAGUAAGCCUUUUUGGUUGAGACUUCCUAGUGAUUUCUGCAAGUUGAACUUACCGAAAGAAGAUUGUAGCAUUAUAUUGGUAGAUGAAAGUGGUGAAGAGUACGAAACAAAGUACCUUGCUACAAGGGUAGCACUAAGUGGUGGAUGGAUGAAAUUCUCUAAAAAACACAAAUUGGUUGAAGGAGAUUCAGUGUUGUUCCAACUUAUCAAGGCUACUAAAUUCAAGGUGUACAUUAUAAGAGAAAAUGGUUUGACUAAUUCUGAAGUUGCUGGAGAUCUUGCACUUGAAAAGGAAAUUCUUACUGGUAACUCAGAAGAUAAUGAAGAUUCUCUUCCUUUAUCUGUUCGUUUUCAAGAGUUUGAUCAAUAUGAUACUCCUCUAGGAUCAGUUUCUAACCUUGGGUCGCCAUCCGGAGAACAGUGUGCUAAUGACAGUGAAGAAGUUGGUUCUGCAGAUUUGGGAGGCAUCAGGUUGGAAAAAGCAACCAAGGAAUUUAAAGACGUGAAAAGCUUUGAGGAUUUCACCAUUAUAGUGAAUGGUUUGAUUAUAGAUUCUGAAUUUCCAGAACAUGUUCGAGUGAAGUACUAUGAGCUCUGCUGCAGUCAAAACUCUUUUCUUCAUGACCAUCUUCUCGAAGGCAUCAACUUUAAGUUAAUAGUUGGAACAAUUUCUGAGAUUGUCAAUGUGGCUGAUGCCCUUCGAGCUUGCAAACUUACUACCUCUCAGAAUGACUUUGCAUCUUGGGACAAAAGCUUGAAUGCUUUUGAGCAAUUGGGCAUGAAUGUUGGCUUUUUACAUGCUCGAUUGCACCAGCUUGUGAGCCUUGCCUUUGAGUCGGAAGGGGCAAAGGUCUCAAAGAUGUACAAUGAAGCUGUAUCCAAAAGAGCUUGUUUUGUAGAGGAGAAAAGAAAGCUGAAAGUGAAAAUUAUGGAAUUAAACAAAGAAAUUGAGAAUCUUGAAUUGAAAGCCAAGAGACAUGAGGUGAAGUUUCAAGCUAAGGUCAAUGAUCCGUGGUGACCUUUACUUUUCUCCUUGUUGCAGUUUCCUCCUUUUUUUGAGGUAGCCUGACUUUUGCAGUUGACUAAUAUAAUUCUCUGAAGUUAAGGAGAAUUCCUUUUUGUGGAAUUUGAUUUCAGAUGUAUAGUUUUGUGGAAUAUAUGUGGAUCUACAGUGUUAACUACUGAUGUCUGUGUAAACU
This is a messenger RNA of Telopea speciosissima, 1495 nucleotides long. Its product is annotated as B3 domain-containing protein Os01g0234100-like. The transcript is spliced from 7 exons. The coding region runs from base 1 to 1314 and encodes 437 amino acids. Gene Ontology annotation, molecular function: DNA binding. NCBI's taxonomy places the organism in Eukaryota, Viridiplantae, Streptophyta, Magnoliopsida, Proteales, Proteaceae. The record is from RefSeq and is a predicted model, not a curated record.